Acanthaster planci (crown-of-thorns starfish) is the source of this 5402-nucleotide messenger RNA. Its product is annotated as cholinesterase-like. Gene Ontology annotation, molecular function: acetylcholinesterase activity. NCBI's taxonomy places the organism in Eukaryota, Metazoa, Echinodermata, Asteroidea, Valvatida, Acanthasteridae. Gene Ontology annotation, biological process: choline metabolic process; acetylcholine catabolic process. The record is from RefSeq and is a predicted model, not a curated record. Gene Ontology annotation, cellular component: plasma membrane.
GUCCCUUUCCGGUUUAAAAUGAACCAGAAAUGGGUCAGAAAGACUUAGAAGAGUGCCAAUUUUGACCUGGAAAACAGUCAGGCCCAACGGGACGCAGAUGAACUGAUAAACUGAUGAAAAAUAAAGACACACAACAGCCGUCUGAUGACUUUUCGAGAGAUAUUGGAAAACAGUGGCACAUCUUUCAUUGUCUAAUCAAUAAUUGCAAACGAGGCUUGAACUUGGUUCCUUCUCGAUCCCCUUCAUCACCAUUGCUCAUAGGAAAACAAAGGUACCCACGUCUUUCACACAGACUCAACGAGCUGGCGAGCAUUUUUACCCUUCCGGUGAUCGUAGGCCAGAAGUGUUUCACCCAUAUCUCCACCUAUGAUUUCGCUCGGGGUGUACGAAGCUUCCAUUUACGUGCAUCUUCACUCUACACGACGUGGAGAAUUAUUCACGUCACCCGGACAGUCUUGAAGUAGGCAGAGAGGAACGAGGAUUCAUUAGCAACAGCCCAUCGGUUGAGUGCGGCGUUGAUGCGAGUGUCAAUUCGUCAUACUUCUUAGCAGCACUGCUGAGAAAACAUCGCGUCGAGGGCGCGCAUACCCAUGCAUCUCGCUAAAAGACUCGGGUGACAUCUCCACCUCGUGAAUGGUACAUCCUGUCAGAGAGAACUCAGGACAAACUUCCAGUGGACAUGAAAGACGCAUCUCGUGGUUGAAAGCAGCUCUGUAAUUGCCGCUGACGGACACACAAGCUGAUUGCAACUUUAACGACUUGGACUGUUUGGACAGGCACCUUCCAAUCGCAUUUGUAAGUCAGGAUAUAUACACCACCGCCGGGCAAGCAAGGAUAGCGACACUUUACAGUCACCGCACGGGGAAGUGGGUUGUUCAGUGACUGGGCUGUAAGGCCUAGGUAUGGUUACAACCUACCACGUGACAUGACACGAUGAAACUGUGAGGAGCGGACGGUGGUGCUGUCUACGACGUGCCCAGCAUCGUUUUGGACGGCAGGAAGCUCCGAUGUUUCUUCGUUACACACAAGGAAAGUUUACUCAACUUCGAACAACAAUGACGUGGGAAAUGGCGGUUUUCAUCUUCUAUCUGAUUCUUGUGCGGACGCUGACGGCGCCGCAGGGUACGCAGGACAUGGGUCCCAUCGAGACCAUCUCGACCGGUCGCAUCUUAGGCAAGCGGAUGACAGUCCUCGACAAGACGGUGGACGCUUUCCUGGGGAUACCGUACGGUGAAUCUCCGGUUGGAGAGUUACGGUUCCGGAAGCCCCUACCGCGGACAAGUUGGGAUGGCAUUUAUAACGCCACCACGUACGGCUUUGGUUGCUUCCAGGCCCCUGACGAAGAGUUUAAAGAUUUCGAAGGUUCGGAGAUGUGGAAUCCUAAUGUAGGCUUGGACGAGGAUUGCUUGAAUCUGAACGUCUGGGUACCUCACCCUCGUCCUGUCAACUCCUCAGUCUUGGUUUGGAUUUUUGGUGGAAGUUUCCUUUCCGGGGUCGCGUCCCUGGACGUCUACGACGGUAAGACAUUGGCAGCAGAGGAGGGUUUGGUCGUUGUAUCAAUGAACUUUCGGCUGGCUGCCUUGGGCUUUCUUGCUAUGGAUGACCCUACCGCUCCAGGAAAUCAAGCCCUUUGGGACCAAGCCCUAGCCCUGAAAUGGGUGCAAAAGAACAUCCACAUCUUUGGAGGGGAUCCAGAUCAAGUGACGUUAUUCGGAGAGAGUUCCGGCGCAGCGAGUAUCGCUUUCCAUGUGAUCUCGCCAGAGAGUAUGAACCUGUUUCGACGGGUGGCCCUUCAGAGCGCCUCGGCCUUAACUCCCUGGGCGUACUACACCAUGGAAGAGGGACGCCGACGGGGACUUAUGUUGGCUGAGAAACUGAAAUGUGUGGAGGAUCAGAGCGGUCAAACACUGACCACGACUCAAAUGGUGGACUGCAUGCGGACCAGAGAUCCACUGGAGAUUAUCAGAUGGCAAUGGGUCACUCUCGACUUUGCUGAUUUCCCAUUUGUCCCGGUGGUGGACGGGGACUUCGUACGUGAGCGCCCCCAAUCGGCAAUGGAGCGAGGAGAAUUCAAGAACUGUGAGGUUCUCAUAGGCAGCAACACAAACGAGGGAAUAUUUUUCAUGGUAUACGAAGUACCUGGCUAUUCCAAGUUCUCGCAUAGCCCUCUGAAUCGAGACCAGUACACGAAAGCCAUAAAAUACUGUUUCCCAAAGGCAAACACAUUUGGAUUCAAUGCCAUAGAAUUUGAGUACUUUCCUUGGUUGAGUCCCACUGACCCUGUAGCUCUGCGAGACGCUGUCGAACUGGCCGCGGGCGAUUACCUCUUCGGGUGCCCGUCCUACGAGAUGGCCGUAGCCGCUGCCUCGGCCCACAACCCUGUGUACUUCUACCGGUUCACGGAUCGGGCUUCGAACAACCCUUGGCCGGAAUGGAUGGGCGUGUUACACGGGGAUGAGAUCAUGUACAUCUUCGGCAUUCCCCUCCAUCCAGAGUUUGGCUACAACAGCGCUGAAGCCGAGCUUAGCCGAAAAAUGAUGACAUACUGGGCCAACUUUGCAAGAACUGGAAACCCAAACAAAGCCAAUGAGGAUGAUCCAGAAGGAGACUGGCCACUCUACACUCUCGAGACCCAAGAGUUCUUCACUCUAAAUAAAAGUAUCAUCAACGGUGACGUCUUCAUUGGGCGAGGCCCACGAGCCAAGCAAUGCGCUUUCUGGAGGGAGUAUCUCCCAACGCUCGUCACACAAACAGGUGACAUCAGCGAAGCAGAGAGGAAAUGGAAACAACAAUUCAACGACUGGAGUACCAAGUACAUGGUGAACUGGAAAGCGGAAUUCGAUAAUUACAUCAAUGGCAAACAGUGCGAAGGCAAGGGAUAUUAAUUGAAGCUGAAGAAUUCAAAACCAAACAGUGUGCACAGGGGAUCGGCUGGCAAUACCAAAACAGAAUAUCAGAUUUCAGGCCAGAAAUUGUGAAUGUUGGUAAUAUUUCAUGGUCUGAAGUAUACGUACAUCACUUUUUACAAUUAACCCAAUUUGUCUUGAUACAUAAUUAAUACUCUUGCAAGUUAUGUCAUUCAGGUCACUGAGAAUAAAAAUGGCGGCUUCCGACUGCGCAUUCUCAGCUCAGCGACUAUUUUCGCUACGUCCAUUCGACAAUUUUUACAUAAAGGUACUUUUAAACGAGAUGUGCAGAGAAAACAAAAUCAUACGACACACUGUGGUUGAAAUACUAAUAGACCCUAUUAUGUGUUUACGUGGAUCUUGCACUAAUCGCGUUGUUUUCAAGAUUCCCCUAGCGAGUUUCCAUAGCAAUAUGAUGUCAGUGCCGAAAGGUUAUAGUGGCGUGCACAUUUGGCUCCAAAGGAUGCAGGUCGAUGUGAGAUCGAAUGGGCCAUUGUAGUCAAAGAAAGAGAGCUAGUUUUGUCCUCUGUCCGGUUGGUCUCCAUGACUGUUUAAGCAAGAAUAGUGGGGAUAUCAAGACGCAACAGCACCCUCUUCCGAUUCAACGAGCAUACACAUUUUUCUUAUUUACGUAGCCAAUGUUCAAAUAAAUGUGACACAAGAGCCAUGACAAUAGCUUUAAUUCGAUGUAUACACCAAUGAGAAAUACUUCAAAGUUUGCGAGCACCGUGUUUUUAAGUCUCAGGCUUGAAAAGAAAUCACGACCUGUUUAGAUUUUGGCUUUCCUUAUAAAACCAUUGUGAUGUUCGCGAAGUUAGACUUCAACUCAGCAUGUUCAACGAGGUGUGUGUGCAGUGCCACUGCCGAUUAGUUUGGAUAAAGAUGCCAUAUGGGUUUGUUUUAAGUGGAAUUACACUACACGACAUCUCCAUUUUUUCUACCACAAUUUUGGUGCCAUUUUAAGCCAUUCGUUAGAAAAUUUCAGAAAAAUUCAGAUUUUGUACAAACUUGAACAAAUGCUUUACGAAUGUUCUACGAAACAGUUUCAGACAUUUGAAUGUUAUAAUUUGUAACAUGCACUUUAUUGAUUGUUUACACUUUAUAAGCAUAACAUAGCGUAUCCUGUUUAUUAUGCUGCUAUGGAUGCACUGAGGAAAGCAGUAGUCUUUCUCGUGUCGCCAAAGCACUUUACAAGUUGUAAAAUAAGCAACAUCAGAAUCUAUAAUUGUACAGUAGAGUAGUUUCACCGUAAAUAAUUUUACAUACAUUUUGUAAAUUUUGUACACAAAGGUAGUAUUGUAUAUGAUGACUACAGUAAAAAGCGUUCAUUUUACACUUCUUGUGAUAAAAUUAUUUACAGCACAGCUACCCCAUUUUUAUGUGUUAGAUUGAAGCAAUAAUGAGUGUUUGAGUGUCAUUUUUAUCUUGUAAAUAUCGAUGACUGAGUGCUCGAGAUUGGAAUGUUCGAAAGAUUUAUUUCUCGUAGGGAUGGGCGUGGCAGGGAAGGGGAGGAGGGCGGUGGUACUUUCUGUAACGCGUUAGUUUAUUUGAGAAGCCGUGUUAUUAUCCAAGUUGAUAACGGCUUGAUGACAUUAAAGCGUUUCAAUAGUUACUUUAUAUUGCAGAUAAAUUCAAGGAAAAUAAUACUGGUUUGACUGUAUUUCUCACAGGACAUAUAAAGACAAAUCACUUCAUGAUGUAAAUCACAAUUAGUUUCAUAUUGCAGCAUUUAACCGUCAAUAGUAAAAUGGCCAUAAGCCUAUUUUGGAACACGGCAGAACCUCGAAAAGUAGGAUAAGUAGAUUCAAGAUUUGUUGUGAUGCGGACGCUUUGGUGAAAAAAUUAAACCAUGAAGUAGUUCUGCUCUGUACUUAAUCUUUUUCCGAUAAUUCUCAAGGUUACAACCAAUAACUGCACUGUAUCGUAACUGGACCUGGAUAAUCUCACACUGUACAGUAGGUACAUUAGGUCACAAUAUGACAGAUAUAUAACUACUCAUGUAAAGUGCGUUGUUAUUCAAGUUAUAAGUAUGUUGUAAAUUUAUGCAUUCUUUAGCGAUGUUGAUAUAUUAUACUCGAUCGUGAAUAUGUUGUAGUAACAUUUUAUUGACAUGGUUGAUACCUGAUUACGCAAAUGAUGGAGCAAUAAGUUUAAGCUGACUGGUCUGCCCCUUGCUGGUUCUGCCAGAGGUCUAGUCCCUGUUGUGAUGGUGUAAUAGCUUCUAGCCUUGAUGAACGAAGAUGGUAGGCUUAGAUCGGUAGCAAAAUAGUGACUGUCACAUGGAAUUCAAAUUUUCGAACAAAAAGAGGGCGCCAUGUUUAGCAACCUGCCCACUUACCUGUAGUACGCCUAAUGCGUAUUUAUUAAACACAAUUACUAUUAUUGUGCCAAUCUUUCUUGUAUCACGUGAUAUAAUCACUCAUAAUCAGCAGUUUGAGCCUGUUCUGGUGGUUCCUGAGGAUGUUGCAGAAAUAAAUUACACUUCAAACGUUCAAA